GCGGAAGAAGAUGACGCUCUCGCUCAUCCGGCGGUUCAACUCCGCGACGGGGCAUUAGGAGGUGCGCAGACGAUAAGUCCGCAAAUCAGUAGGGGAUUGCUUGAUUAUCACGAGCCGCAUGCCGGCGCUGAUUAUAAUUAUGUGGACCAGCGUUACGCGGACGCAGUGCUUGGCGGAGGAGGUACACAGCAUGAUGUGGAAAUGGACGCUCGCCCUCCUGCUCCAGGACGAGCGGGGCCUCUGAGCACUCCGCCGAGCACGGACGACUCGGAGCAGGACAUCACAGCACGAAAUGUAGUUGAUCCGUCGCAACGGGGUCGGGAGCGCGCCCGGAGUGGCAGUCAUGAUGUUGCUCAGGAACAUCACCACCCAGAUAAUUACUUGCAGCACGACACGGCGGUCCUUCCUGCUGGUGGUCAACUUAGACAAGCUGGGCCGCCCACCUCGUCCGCGGUACAGCAGCAAAACCUAGGCCGAUAUUAUUAUGCGAGUGCUCCUAGUGCCGCCCCGUCAUCGACGCCGAGGGCGGGUGUUGGAGGGGCUGCGAACCGG
Molecule: messenger RNA, 552 nt
Organism: Amoebophrya sp. A120
Lineage: Eukaryota; Dinophyceae; Syndiniales; Amoebophryaceae
Source: the annotation of a GenBank genome assembly